This is a messenger RNA of Stegastes partitus (bicolor damselfish), 2739 nucleotides long. RefSeq names its product golgin, rab6-interacting (gene gorab). The transcript has 6 exons. Bases 109 to 1236 code for a protein of 375 amino acids. The record is from RefSeq and is a predicted model, not a curated record. Lineage: Eukaryota; Metazoa; Chordata; Actinopteri; Pomacentridae. Gene Ontology annotation, biological process: non-motile cilium assembly.
CUUUGUGUUUAAAUGGCGGUGUGGGAGUUUUGUAGCUUCGUAGACUUUGACUGUAAAUUUGAGACGUUUCGAUGAGUGUCAACGUGCAAUAAUCAGAACAGUUGCUGCAUGCAACAUUUCUACUGUCUUGUUUGGGUCAUUUUACUUGUGGAUUGUAAAAUGAGCGGCUGGGCCGGUUUUUCUGACGAGGAGCUUCGGAGGAUGCAGCAAAAAGAAUCUGCGGUACCUGCUGGGGCUGCCCGCGGUCGAAAACCAGGUCCAGCUAACCGGAGUCGGCAACAGUUACAGCGGGAGAAGGCACUGCAGUUAGCCGCUCAGAAAACUGCUGGAGCCGGAUCCCCUGUCCUUCCACCAGAGCAGCAACUCACCAAACCGCCGCAGAGGGAAGAGUCUCAGCCGGCAACCGGGUCAGGGGCUCCGAAUAACGAAGAGAAGGUGCAGCAGAAGCCCGCUGAGACGAAACCAAAUGACAACCAUGAACCAGCUGCAGAUGAGGGCUGCCCGCCGGUCCAAGAGCUGGAGAAACAAGAGGUGGAACUACGGGAAAAAUCACGCCUGGAACAACUACAGCAAGAGCGCAAACUAAUUGAAGAGAGGAAUAAACGUAAGAAAGCUCUGCUGACAAAAACUAUUGCAGAGAAAUCCAGACAAACUCAGGCAGAGGCUGUAAAGCUGAAAAGAAUCCAGAAGGAGCUGCAGGCCCUUGAUGACAUGGUGUCAAAUGAUAUUGGCAUCCUUAGAGGAAAGAUAGAGCAAGCCAGCUGGGACUACACUGCUGCAAGAAAGCGUUAUGAGAAGGCAGAGGCUGAGUAUGUGAUGGCCAAACUGGACCUGCACAAGAAAACAGAGGUGAAGGAGCAGCUAACAGAGCACCUCUGUGCUAUCAUCCAGCAGAACGAGCUGCGCAAAGCCCUCAAGCUGGAGGAAUUGAUGCAGCAGCUGCAGCUUCAGGCCACUGAGGAGGAGCUGGAGAGGCAGAAGGAAGAAGAAGAAGAGGAGAGGAGAAACUGUGUGGAGGCACAGAGAGAGGAGAAAGAAGAAAACAGUUCAGUGGAGAAUCAGGAGGGAAUGGUGCUAUCAACCACAGACUGUAGAACCACAGGUGAAGAGAUUGUGAAGAAAGAGAGCAGAGAUGCCGUACAGCUAGACAACCAACCUGUGGUCGAACCGUCAAAACCUGAACAAGACUGUAAAACACCAGAAAACCAUCUACAAAGUGAAAUUGUAGCCUCCUGAUCUGCAGAGACAGAGACACUCAUAUUAUCUUAUAUUGUCCACUCCAAAACACUAAUGCUAAUGUUUUCCUACUAACACUGUCAGAUUGAUCAAACGUGUUUAUUUCUGGGAGCGGCUGUGUAUCUAGUUCAGGGUAGUACUAUUUUUAUAACAAUGAAAAUGAGUCUGCACAACCCUGUCCCCUAAAAAUUCCAAUCUUACACUACUGAAUGUUUUUUUUUUGCCUAAGAGAAAACAUGAUUGCUAUCUGGAUUAUGUUCAUGGCAGUUUUUCAGUUGAACAAAUUAAGUAUGUUGACAGUGAAGAGUGCUGACGUUACUAGCAGUAACUGGUGCCAGGUGUGACCGACCCACAAUACUGUGCUUCCCUUAUUUUUGUCGCGUUGAAAUUUUGUGUUUCUAAUAUCAGUUAAUUUCUUCAUGAUCAUGUUUAAAAAGAACACAUAAUCUGGAUGGCUGUACAGUUAUUUUCAAAUGUUAUCGGUGUUGCUAAGAAGUAGUAUGUUGCAGCAGGUUUUAGCAGACAGGGUUGGUGUGUUGCACCGAGUAACAAAGGCGGGUAAAGAGCAUCUGGCCAGAUAUGUAAUCUUUUAAGUAUUUGAUCAGACAUUUGGGGAUUUUUAUAUAAAUUGUGGUCAUUUAAUUCAGAUAUUUCUCGUGAGACUGCUUUAAUUUAAACAUAUUAAAUGGAAAACUAUGGUGUCUUAUGACAUUUAAAAAAAAAAAAAACAGAAAAUAAAGAUGUCAUGCAAAGGAUUUUUCUCAUAUUGGUAUAGUAACUUGAGUGUUUCCAGAAUUUCGAAUGACACCCAACUGUUCAUCUGUACCUGCAGGAUCAGUCAGAAUCAUGUUCAGCUGCAGAGUAAAUCAGAAAAGUAUCUUGUAGCCAUUAUCCUCAAUUGGCCAUUUUUUAUGUGUGCCUUCCAAAAAAUGGACUGCCUUCCAAAGUUGUGGCUUUACAUCAUUAUGUGAAUUAUCUCUCAGAGCAAAGGUUGAAUUCAAAAGAUGGCUGUUUUUGAUUCUCAUCACUUUGUGGCAAGAAUGAAGGAUUGGUACAGUAUAUUUCCUGGAAAGCCUCUGUUUCAUGCAGACUCAGCAAAGCAUUAAUCCAUUGUUGUAGAUGAAGUUGUUAGUUGGCACUGGGCUCAAGUUUCACAAAGCUAAUUCUCAUCUUGUCAGUGCAGCCGGGGAGUUGCUGGCCUCCUGAACGGUAAGAUGAUAUGUUAAUGUAUGUACGGAUGCUUUCUGCUACAUAUGUUUAUGCAGACCUACAUGCUUUACUUUCUCUUGCUCCAAAUGAAAAAAUGUCAGAAAUAAUAUACAACAAUGAUCUAGUGAAAAUUUAAGAACUGUGUGAGCCUGACCAAAAUCUGAUUCAUUAAUUUGUAUAUUCUUCAACACAAAACAUGUAUUUAAAUGGGAUGAAUAUUUAAAAAGGGUUGUAUUUAGAUUUUCUGUACAGGGUGAUACUUGACUUAAAUAAAGAAUCAUAUUUUUAUAUGUA